AUGUCCAAAUUAGCUCCAGUGGAUGAGCUCACCGAGUCAGAUGGCACUGUCAGUCCAUCUCGCUCCCUCGAUCACAAGCAUCCGGCUCCGAUGGAUUCUCAAGAUCCACGAGAGUGGUCUUCCACUCGAAAGGCCCUGCUCUUUGUGGCACUCAUGUCGAGCUCCUUACUAGCUGAUGGAGCCAUGGUCUGGGGUUCAUCACUGAUCACUCAGCAAGCGAUCGAAUGGGAUAUUACUGUUGGUCACUCGGCGACCAGUAUGAACUAUGGAAUCCUACUUCAAGGCUUUGGUGGCAUCUUCGCCGUUCCUCUGAUCGAAGCUUAUGGACGAUUCCCGAUCUGGGUCUGGCCCCAGGUCAUCACCAUGUUCAUGGUCUUGGGUGCAACGCUUUCGACGGACUAUGCCACCUUUACCACCUUUCGUUCCCUGCAGGGCUUGUUUGGGACCGUGCCGCAAGUGAUUGGACUGCCUAUUAUUCAUGAUAUCUAUAGACCUGAUGAAUGGCCUCGUAUGAUCAAUAUCUGGGGCACCACAUUCUUAGUUGGUCCUUUCUUGGGUCCAGCCAUCGCGGGCUAUAUCGGGGCUGGUACAAAUUGGCGGGAUUCAUUUGGGAUCUUGACGGCGUUGUACGGAUUGUCCACAGCGAUGGUACUUCUGUUUGGGCGCGAGACCUUCCAUGUACCGGGCAAGCCGUCUGGGUCUCGAAUUGGCUCUUUCUUUGGGGUUGGCAAUACGGAGCUCCCGAAACUGGCGACUAUCGCAGAUAGGAGCCGGACGCUGAUAGUCUAUAUCUUCAAAUUGCCACUGUUCUUAACAGGUAUUGCUGUCAUGGUGACAUUUACCUGGCCGAUCGGAAUCACAACCACAAUCGAUACUUUCCUACACAGCCCUCCAUACCUCUUCGAUACAAUUCAGGCUUCUUCCAUGCGUUUUGCCGGUGUCAUCGGGGCUCUUUGCGGGUUUCUAGUUGGCCACAUCUUUAACGAGUGGAUCUACCGCCGCCAUUCCCUCAACUGGCGCACUGAGUACCGACUCCAUGGAGUGUGGUUCCCUGUCGGUAGCAUGGUAGCUGGCCUACUCACCUACGGACUGACGAUGAACUUUGAAAAACAUUGGAUCGGUAUCGCAUUUGGGUGGAUCAUGGUGAAUAUCGGCUUGAUAGCGAGUAUUGUGGCGAUUACCGCGUACGCCCUCGAAAAAUAUCCCGGCCAGGCCACCUGUGUCUCGGCCAUUCUGAAUAUGUGGCGCACCUGCGGCGGGUUUACCGUGGGCUAUUUCCAGCCGGCUUGGAUUGCACGAAAUGGACUGGGCCUGGUAUUCGGGAUUCAGGCUAUAAUAGUGGUGGUGGCCACGAUCUUGACGAUCACCCCGGUGUUCCUGCGCGAGCGUAAAAAGGGACGACAAGAGGAUACCGAGGCUGAGACUUCAGAGACUGCGUGA
This is a messenger RNA of Penicillium pulvis, 1440 nucleotides long. Its product is annotated as putative MFS transporter. Lineage: Eukaryota; Fungi; Ascomycota; Eurotiomycetes; Eurotiales; Aspergillaceae. Gene Ontology annotation, molecular function: transmembrane transporter activity. The record is from RefSeq and is a predicted model, not a curated record. The coding region runs from base 1 to 1440 and encodes 479 amino acids. The transcript has 9 exons. Gene Ontology annotation, biological process: transmembrane transport.